Messenger RNA from Anthonomus grandis grandis, 6580 nucleotides. It is a transcript of the gene DNApol-theta, whose product is annotated as DNA polymerase theta. Gene Ontology annotation, molecular function: DNA-directed DNA polymerase activity; ATP binding; DNA binding. Lineage: Eukaryota; Metazoa; Arthropoda; Insecta; Coleoptera; Curculionidae. The coding region runs from base 115 to 6186 and encodes 2023 amino acids. The record is from RefSeq and is a predicted model, not a curated record. Gene Ontology annotation, biological process: double-strand break repair via alternative nonhomologous end joining; DNA-templated DNA replication. The transcript is spliced from 8 exons.
UCUACAUCUGUCAUUCUUUUAUUUUGAAUAUUUGGCAAAUUUAAAAGGAAACGAAACCAAAAAUUAUUAAAUUUUUGGUUAAAAUUACGUUUAUUUUAAAUUAAGUGUCAAAGAAUGAACGAAGAUGACUGUUUUAUGAGUGAUACCUUGAAUGAAUUCACUUUUAAUACUCAAAAAAAACUUUUCUAUAAGAAAAAAGAAAGCCUAGAUAGUCAGGAACUAUCCUUUGAUGAUUCAGCCUUCCUAGACAAUCUAACAUUUGAUUUUGAAUUAGCUGGAAAAGUUAUUACAGGGAACAACAGUCAGGCAGUAAAUAACAGUAAGAAAGAUAAUAUAAAGCAAUGUGUUACUCAAAAACCCUCUCCUACAACCGAACAUUCAGAUACCAAACUAAAUGUCCAUGUUAGUGACAAAAAUGAAUCUCCAAAAGCAACACCACCUGGACCAUCAACUCAAAUCAAUGCCAUUGAUAAUAAAUCAUUUAAAAAUAGCAAACAGGUGACAUCCCAAUCACAAGACUCUAACACAAGUACUGUAUCCCAAUUAUCUUUAAACCAGAUAAGCUGUAAUGUCUCCAGUAACAGCAACUCCCAACCACACACUUUAUCCCAUGAAAUUCUUAGUAUGCCACCUAGUAAUACCUAUGAACUUUCAGCUUGGGGUCUACCAGAACUAGUCUUUAAAAAAUACUCAUCAAGGAAAAUUAAAAAUAUGUUUCCCUGGCAGUAUGAAUGCCUUAGCAAUCCUAAAGUUCUUCAUGAAUUAUCUAAUUUAAUUUAUUCAGCACCUACUUCCGCAGGGAAGACUUUGGUCGCUGAAAUACUUGCAAUCAAAACAAUAUUUGAGAGGAAAAAGAAGGUGAUUUUAAUAUUGCCAUUUGUGUCAAUUGUAAGGGAGAAAAUGUACUACUUUCAAGAUAUUUUGGGUACCAGUGGUAUAAGAGUGGAGGCAAUUAUGGGAUCUUAUAAUCCACCCGGUGGUUUUAAGUCUAUACAUUUUGCGAUUUGUACUAUUGAGAAGGCUAAUGGUCUCAUAAAUAAACUAAUGGAAGAAAAUAAGUUGUCUGAUAUAGGUUGUAUUUUGGUGGAUGAAAUGCAUUUAUUAGGUGAUUCAAAUAGGGGUUAUAUUCUUGAACUUCUAUUAACCAAACUCAGAUAUAUUUCAUUAAAGGACGAAAAUGUAAAACUUCAAAUAGUAGGUAUGUCAGCCACACUUCCAAACCUCGAUCAGCUUGCAAAAUGGCUUGGUGCAGAACUAUUUUCUACCACUUUCCGUCCAAUACCUCUAUAUGAACAAGUUAUAAUAGGUGGCAACAUUUAUGAUAGAAACAUGCAAUUAGUAAAAAAACUUGAUCCCUUGCCAGAUAUUUGUGUAGACACCGAUAAUGUUCUUCAAUUAUGUUUAGAUACAAUUAAAGAUUCAUGUUCAGUGUUAAUUUUCUGCCCAUCAAAAAACUGGUGUGAAAACCUAGCCCAGCAACUUGCAGUGGCAUUUUAUAAAAUAGGCAAUUCAGAUACUCCAUUGGGAGAACUUUUACGUACUCAAAUAAAAAGUGAUUUAGUUGUGGAAGUUUUGGAGCAACUCAAAUUUUGCCCUGUAGGCUUAGACUCAAUUUUAAAAAGAACUGCUUCCCUUGGCAUUGCCUUUCAUCAUGCAGGUCUAACAGUUGAUGAAAGAGACAUUAUUGAAGCUGGAUUUAGAAAUGGGGCCAUUAAAAUCAUAGUUGCCACCUCAACUCUUUCCUCUGGUGUUAAUCUACCUGCCAGAAGAGUGAUUAUCAGAAGUCCAGUGUUCUGUGGAAAACCUAUUGAUCUUUUAACAUAUAAACAAAUGGCUGGCAGGGCCGGUAGGAUGGGCAAAGACACCAUGGGGGAAAGUAUUUUAAUAUGCCAGCAAAGUGAACAAAAAAUUGCCAAAUUACUUUUGAGUGGACAAUUGCCAGCUGUACAAAGCUGUCUUGAAACAGGUGACAAACUUGAGAGGGCCAUUUUGGAAGUUAUUGCUAGUGGAGUAGCUUCAAAGCCAGAAGAUGUCACUUUGUUUACCAAUUGCACCCUAUUGUCUGUUAUUAAUGAAGGCAAUGGGGGCUUGGAAGAUCCUAUAGGAGAAGCCAUUGAAUAUCUCAAAAAGAAUGAAUUUAUCAGACUUCAGUCUUUGGAAAACCAGGUUUCUCAGUAUGUUGCAACUUCAUUGGGAAAGGCUUGUUUAUCUUCUUCCAUAGCACCUGAUGAAGGACUAGCUCUCUUUGCAGAAUUGGAAAAAGCGAGGCAAUGUUUUGUUCUGGAAUCAGAACUUCAUUUAAUUUAUCUUGUUACUCCAUAUUCUGCUUGCCAUUCUUGGGGUAAUAUUGAUUGGAUGUUCUAUUUGAAUCUAUGGGAAAAACUACCAACUGCCAUGAAAAGAGUUGGUGAACUAGUAGGCGUUAGAGAGGCAUACAUUGUUAAUGCCAGUAGAAGAAAAAUAGAUACAAACAGUAGUUCUGGCUAUAAGAAACUCAUGGUGCAUAAGAGAUUUUUUGUCGCUUUGGCUUUGCAAGACUUAGUAAAUGAAAUACCACUUGGAGAUGUGUGUGCAAAAUUUAACUGUAACCGGGGCAUGCUCCAAUCUUUACAACAAUCCGCCUCAACAUUUGCUGGAAUGGUAACGUCCUUUAGUCGCCAGUUAGGUUGGGCAAGUGUGGAAAUCCUGUUGGCUCAGUUUCAGGAUAGAAUGCAGUUUGGCGUUAGCCGUGACUUACUAGAUUUGAUGCGACUACCAUCGCUAAACGGCAAACUUGCUAGAACAUUAUAUAACGCUGGGAUAGAAACUGUAGUUCAGUUAGCCAAUCAUGAUGUAGCUACCGUCGAGACCGUUCUUUGUAGGGCAGGACCUUUUGAGAGAAGUAAGGAGAGAGAAGGCGAAUCAGAAUUUGAUUAUAAACAAAGAAAUAAACUAAGAACUGUGUGGAUCACUGGCAAAGAUGGACUGACAGAAAGGCAGGCGGCGGAAUUGUUGGUGCAAGAUGCCAGGAACUAUUUAAAAACUGAAAUGGGACUGCAGGAGGCAAAGUGGGAGUCAUCUGCUUGUUCGCAGGGCGAUAAAAGUGAUGAUAUUACGAAAAGGGAAUCGGUUGUAGAGGUCGAAGAAGAAAAUCAUAAUGAAAAAGAUAAAGAAGUAAUAGAUGAAUUUAAAGAACAAGAAGAAACACCUGAUUUACUAGAGAACUCUAGUGGGAAUUCAAGUAUUAAAAGCAAUUUGUCUAGUUUUGGAGAUGAAGAAGAGAGCCAAAGUUUUCUAAGUCCUAAUAAAGCAUCCACUCUAGAUAAAAAUGAAGAUCUUAGUUUAGCAGAUGAAGUUAUGCAUGCUGAUACACAAUUGGAGCAAAAAACUUAUCAAAGUCCUGAAUAUAGCAGUGAUUACCAAACAGACACUUUUGAGACUGUUAUUAAUAAGAAGCUUGUAGACACUGAAAAGCCUAAAAGUCCUAAAUCGCCCAAAUCAGUUGCAAGUGAGAGAUCAUAUGAUUUUAAUUUAUCUAAUAAUUCAAGCUGCUCAAUGUUCUCGGAUAUAAGUUUCACCAGAAUAGAAGAGAACCUUGAUAUUGGGUGUAAAGAAAAAGUGGAAAUUGUAGAUUUGAAACAGUGUGAUCAAAUGCAAGAUGAAUGUAACAAUAGCCCAGUUAAAAACACAUCGCGAAAAUCAUCAACAGGAUUUAUUAGUGGAGAAUCUUUGAUCCUUGAGCAGAUUAGCAUUGAAGAUUUUGGUAUGUCAGAAAAAAGUGAUUGUAAUAUUGAUGAGUUUGAAACACAAGGCAAUUUUGACAAAGCCUUGCAGGACUUUAAUUUUACUCAUGAAAUAGAGAAAAAUAGUAAUGACUAUUUGGGUAAAAACCAAUUACAGCUAGUUCCAUCAACAAGUAAUGCUAAUUUAGACGACAUACUGGUAUCAUCAAGAAAACGAAAUCGUUCAGCCAAUAAUUUAGAACUAUCUUCUGAAGAUUCAUUGGUAGAAUCAACUCCUCCAAAGAAAAUCAAAAUGCUAAAUAAUGUAACUAAAACUCCAUUCAGCAGCACUAUAAAGAGGAUCUCUCAGAUAAGUCUUACAAGUAAUAGUGAAAAUAAAUCAAUUUCUCCACUGUUCACUAAUGUUGAAACUGGCACUAAAAAUACCAUUUCAAAACAUGUACUUACCAAAGAAACACCAAUGAGAAAAGUAUCUGUUGGGAUUCCAAGCAAAACCCUUCAGCUAAAACAAGAAGAUAAUAGUAUUAGUGAAAUCGAAGUUCUUAUGGAGAUAGCAAUUGUUGAUGUAUGCACUGCAGAAGACUCUUUAGUAGCGUCAUUUUUGGGACUGCUUCAAGAGAAAUCAGAAUUUUCCUUAUGCUGCUAUUGGAAUAAAAUAAAAGAAAUUAAGCCUGUAAUUGGUGCGAAUAUUUUGGAGUUAAGGCAAAAUAAUAAUAUUAGUAGUGCAUUACAUAGUAUGAGAUUUAAAGAUAAGAGGGUAGAAGCUUUGGCGUUUUAUUGGGGUGGCAAGGAGACCUACUAUCUCUCCACAAAAAAUCUUAUUAAGACAAAACAAUGGCUUACACAACUGAGAACUGUUUUUGGAGAUGAAAAGAGAUAUGUUAGAAUGUUUAAUGCUAAGGAACAAAUUAAGAUUUUAAAGCAAUGCUGUGAUAUAGACUUUAGAUGUAAGAUUGAGGAUCCAGCAGUUGCCGAUUGGCUCUUAGAUGCUGAAGAGAGGGAAAGAAAUUUGGAAGAAAUGGCAAAGAGUUAUUCUCAUGAAUCUAAUAAAGCUGUUGUCACGUUAUUUGAAAAACUCAAACGUUUAAAACAAGAUGCUGAUCUAGUAGAUGAGAGUGUUAUUUCUAAAGUAAAGUCAGUAGUUGAGGCAGUUUAUGCAUGGAGGCUCAUAGAGACACUAACUAAAAAAUUGACUGAAACAAUGCCUAAAAUUAAAAGCGUUAUGAAUCCACAUUUUCCUAGCAAUUAUGAUUUAGAAAUGCAGACCCAAGUAUGCCUGGCCAAUUUAGAAUUAACCGGAAUGGGUAUAAAUUGCGUGAUCUUACAAGACUUGGCAGAUAUGAUGAAAAUUCAACAAGGAGCAAUUGAGAAAAAGGCAUACUCUUUAGCAGGGAGAAGAUUUAACUUCAAUUCAUCAAAAGACGUUUCUAAAGUAACUAGAUUGUAUAAAGGGAAGAAGGGCAGUACGAAACGGAUGUUUUUGGAGCAAAGUGACCAUCCAAUAUCUGAAUUGGUCAUCAACUGGCGUAAAAUAAACCAUAGUCUUACCAAAAUGGUUUAUCCCUUCUUAAGGGCCUGUGACAGUGACCGAAUUUAUGGGAAUUAUUAUACCCAUACUGCCACUGGUAGGAUUACUAUGCAUGAACCUAACAUUCAAAUGGUCACUAAAGAUUUCAAAGUUACUGACUUUACAUUAAAAAAGGAGAUUGUUAUUAGUUGUCGUAAAGCUUUCACAGCAUCACAAGGAUUUAUCUUGGUGUCAGCUGACUAUUGUCAACUAGAGCUUAGAAUUCUUACUUACUUAUCCCAGGAUAGUUUAUUAAAAAACAUCAUGGACAACCCUGGAGAUAUUUUUAAAUCGGUGGCAGCCAAAUGGAAUAACGUCUCUGAAGAUUUGGUCACAGAGGCAAUGAGGCACAACACUAAACAACUUUGUUAUGGUAUAAUUUAUGGCAUGGGAGCAAAGACCUUGGCUGACCAGCUAAACAUUUCCGAGGACGAGGUGGUUGAAUUCAUGGAAAGUUUUCGAAAUACUUAUUCGGGAAUAAAAGAGUUUGUUAAAAAAACUGUGGAGUUGUGCAGGAAGAACCAGUAUGUGGAAACGCUUACUGGUAGAAGGAGAUACUUGCCUCAUAUAAACGAUAGUGAUUUGGCUGUUAGAGGUCACGCAGAACGACAAGCGGUAAAUACAACAGUACAAGGAUCAGCGGCGGAUAUAGUAAAAAACGCCAUGAUAACGAUAGAGGAUGGCAUAAAUUCGAUUUUUCAAAAGACCCGCUGUAAACCGAAGUUAAUACUUCAUUUACAUGACGAACUUAUGUACGAAGUGCCUGAGAAGUAUGUGAGAAAGACGGCAAAAAUUAUUAGAAAGGGAAUGGAAAAUUCGGCCUUUGUAUUUGGGCAUUUUCCUGUUAAAAUUAAAACUGGAUUGUCAUGGGGUGAAUUGGUUGAAUAUACAGAAUAACAUACAGGAUGAUCUUUCAUAAAAAUUCAUGGAAAAGUAACAUUUUUUGUAUAUAUAGAAAGUUAUUCGUAUUUUUAUGAAAGAUAGCAUAUCCUAUAUGUUUAUGUGUAAUAUUGUUCUGAAGUAGAUGUUUAUAUACAUUUGUAAUAUUGUAUAUAAACUUACCUAUUUUUAUACAAUUUUUAAUAUUUAUUGUUGCAGAGAACUAUUUAUUAAUUGUGAUACCUUUUUAUAUACGUAUAUAUUUGUAAAUUGUUUUUAAUGUCUGUAGCACAUAUUUACCCAUUAUAGUCUUUUUACAUAUUUUAACCAUUUUUUAAAAAAAUGACCAAGAAGUCUCAUUUUAGUGAUAGAGUUUGGACGCUGUAGCCUUUAAAAUAUAUUGUAACCAUUA